UCAAGUCCCCUCAGGCACCAAGGGCAGGGGUUGGGAGAGCAUGGGAGGAAAAACCUCUUGAUCGUGGAGGUACUUGUGCAGCUAGCUUACUUCUGCUGAAAACAUUUUCUGCUUUAGUCCCCUAAAGGAAGCUCUGGGUAAGGUGUCACUAUUGCACUCCUUUGUUAGAGAGCACGCUUCCCAGGAAGAGUGGAAACAGCAGAGAGCAGCCAGCCUGGACAAGGAGUACAAUGCCUUGCCAUCCUGUGUGCACAAGGGAAGAGCAUCUAUCAGCAACUCAGUGGAUUGUGUUAACCAGGAGCAGCCUUGCAACACUGUGAUGGACAGAGAGGAAAUACAUACCCCAGGUUUACGGCUGUUCUGAUCAUUUGUGUGGUGAAGGAGUUGGAAAGAUUGGUGCAAAUAUCCAGAGCCAUGAGUAUGCUGUGAUAACAGGGGACACUUGGGAGCAUAGGAGUUGCUGUAUCGGAGCCGACCUUUAGACCUAAGCUGGCUCACCAAAUGCCACUGACUCAUGCCUCAACUUCACCUCUGAGUUGCCAUGGCCAAGUUAGAGACCGUGUCUGCUUUUAGUGACUCAAGCUACCAGAGCCAGGACACCUUCCACUCGUUUGCCUCCAGGUCCUCUGAAUCUUCCUCCCAAAACACUAUGGGAAGCGUGGGCAGCGGAGUCGCCAAUGAGCAAGAGUUUGCGAUGAAGAGCGUGGGAACCAGGACUCAGAGCAGCAGCAGGCAGGCUGAUGGCUCACGGAAUGGCUAUUCCACGCGGGAGAUCUCUAACCGUUAUUCUGGGGAGGAGAAGACCUACAAGUCAGAGAAGAUCUCCAACUCCCUCUACAUCAAUGGGGACCUGCGCAAGAGUGAGAAGAUGAAGACAGACAUUUGUGGGAACGUUACCACCAACAACGAGAAAAACCUGCCACCUCCUCCCCAAUAUAGAGAACCCAGUAACCCACCAAAGAUAUUGCCGGUCUCUGGCAAAUUGGACCAGAGCAAUGAGCCCUUAGUUAGACCUUCUGCCUUUAAACCAGUAGUUCCUAAAAACUUCCAUUCCAUGCAGAAUCUCUGCCCGCCGCAGAACAAUGGAAUAACCGAGAACAGAAAGAGCUUGAAUCACACCAACAGCAAUAGCCCAUCUGCAGGCAAAAGCGGACUGGAGAAGACCAGCCUUAAUAGGACUACAAACCAAGUGGGAGGUCUUUCUGAUUCUGGCCGUAACUCUUUGACGAGCUUGCCCACUUACGGGACAGGCUAUAGUCAGCACGUUGGCCCAAUGAGUGCUUCAACUAGUCACAUAAACCGCAUUGGCACAACGUAUGUAGAUAAGAACACAGUGGGAUACAAUGGAAUAUCUACCUCAGAUAGUGGACGGUCUUCAAGCAAGAGCACUUCUUCUUUCAAUAGACUCAACCAUCUGAACGAAACAAUGCCUUUCCACUCACCCUCGACAGAUGACGUUAUCCAGGACCUGGAGGACAGGCUGUGGGAGAAGGAGCAGGAGGUCCUGCAGAUGAGAAGAAACCUGGACAAAAGUGAGGCUGCCAUCUUCCAAGUGUUUGAGGAGAAGCAAAAAAUCUGGGAGCGUGAAAUGGAGGACCUCAGGCAAAAUUAUGCAAACAAACUGCAGCAGGUCUCCAAGAAGGCCCAGAGGGCUCAACAGGCCUUGCAGCUCCAGAUCUUCAAACUCCAGCAAGAGAAAAAAAAGCUCCAGGAUGAUGUGGGGCAACUUCUCCAACAGCGAGAAGAGCUGGAGAAAAAAUUUGUAGCUUUCAAGAAAGAACAGGCAGAGUUUCUUCCCAAGAUUGAAGAAACCAAGUGGGAGGUGUGCCAGAAGGCUGGUGAGAUCUCACUACUCAAGCAACAACUGAAGGAUUCCCAAGCUGACGUCUCUCAGAAACUGAACGAGAUAGUGGGGCUGCGGGCGCAGCUCAAAGAAGGUAAGAGCUUCCUGAGAGAGAAGGAGGAGCAGAUCACCACCCUGAAAGACUCCUACAGCUCCAAGACUGUCAACCUGGAGAUCUGCGAGAAUGAGCUGCAGAGAAAGAUGAAUGAGGUGCAGAUGCUAAGGGAAAAACUCAACCACUGUGAACUGGAGGUCUCUGGCCUGAAGCAGACGCUGGCCAGCAUGGGGCACCAUGGCCAUUUCAAUGCGGAGCUCACCGAGAAACUAAGGGACCCCUUGGCCUGUGAGAGCGAUGAGGCCAAGAUGAAGCGCCAGAACGAGGACAGUGUCAUUGCCCUGAAGAAGGAGAUGGAGCGGCUCCAGACGGAGCUGAAGCUGGAGCGCCAGCAGCGGGAGCAGCAGGUGAUGGACUUUGAGGAGGAGCGGCGCACGUGGCAGGAGGAGAAGGAGAAGGUGAUCAAAUACCAGAAGCAGCUACAGCUGAACUAUGUGGAGAUGUACCAGAAGAACCAGCUCCUGGAGCACAAGGUGAAUGAGUUGACCACCAAGGCCACCAGCCCGCCUUACACCGAGGAGAAAAAAACAUGGACUCCAUCCAGGCUAGAGCGCAUAGAGUCCACUGAGAUCUAACAAGAGACCAAGUCAAUAAAAGUAAUUUUUAUUACUGUGCAUGUACUACCUACUCCAGCCAGUGAUCUUCCUAAGGAUAAUGUGCUUUUUCACCAGAGGUGUGAAUGCACCGAACCCCUCAUCUUACUCUCUUCCUCAGUGCUCUGUAAGUAAACUAACCGUGGGUGUACAUUGUUAUACUAUUGAUGAUGCUACAUCAGUUUCUCCUGGUACAGCUAGGAAGGGCCCAGUGGCCCUUUUGGAAUCUAUCGUGACUGUUAUUUCUCUAUAUGCUGCCAUCCCUUCCACCAUCAUCAACUCCCCUGCCCUGUGCAUUUGUUCCCUCCCCCCAUUAGUUCAUGCAGCAAAACAGUGCAAAGUGACAGGGUUUUUCAGGGCUUUUUAGCCACAUUGGCUAACAGAGCAAAGCUCUUGGGAUCAGAAGAACCAUGCAGUUCAGCAUGUCAUGGUAUCCUAUCUCGAUGAUACUUAUCCGACAACCUAAUCCGAUGAAGUCAGUAGAAGGCUUGCCAUUGACUUCAGUGAAACCAGGCUUUGACCCUAUUCUGAUAAGUCUCUAUAGCAAAUGCAUUGCUAACAAUUGCCAAGGUCCAUGAUGUCACUAGGGGUUAGAAUAAGCCAGUUGAGGUACAAUGAGCCGACAUCAACCGCUGCCCAAAAUGAACCAAGAGUUGCGUUUGAGGUUCCGAAUACAUGCUGUGCUUUCGCUUUGCUAUUUACAUUCCCGUCCCCUUCCACUUCUUGGCAAUGACCAGGACUAGAAGCAGAAAUGGCAAAUUGUAGCAAACCCCACUAUUUUUCCUGUAUUUCUGGCCUGGCCAAGUUAAGGAAUCCCCAGUGAUUCAGGCAGCAAUUCCCAGUCCUCAGGAGAGAGCCCAGAGGAAAGAACUUUGACUAAGCUUCAGAGGAGCAUUCAAACUCCUUCCAUGUUUGUCCAAACCAGAAAUUAACGCGUGGGGGAUGCCAGGUGGCGACGCUAUCCCAUUCCCAAAGAAAGGUACCAGGGUUGCAUUUCCUCUUGCCAUUGUUCCCUGUCGAGGUGGCAUAGUUAUAAAAGGGCCUCAGGAAACCACCCACACAUUUGCAGACUCUGCUCUGCUAGUGAACAAGCAUCAACUCCUGCCACAUCUAUACAUGGUGCUAAGACCCUCGCAUAGAAAGUAAGUUAGGCCCCAGUUCAACAAAGGCCUCAGCUAGGCAUGUGCUUAAGAACCAUACUGAGUUGGGGCUGUAGGAAAAUCCUAGGGGCCAAGUUCUGCCUGCAGAUGCAGGUGCACAAUCGCCAAAUCUCACACCUGGACCCAAGGGCAGCAUUCAGCCAUAAAUGGGCCUGAUUCUCUCUCCUACUAAGGAUGUGUCACACCCUUCCGGAAGUGUAAAGGGGUCUUCAAGUGGGACUCAGUCGGAAGCAGUGGUGUGCGGGAGACUCAGUGUAACUCGGGAGGAGGCCCGGUGUCCUUUCCAGAGGUAGAGCUAGAAGGAACAAAGGGUGUAGAAUGAGCAGUGACACAAAGCCCUACACGGUGAUUUCAAUGAAAGUUCAGGCCCAAGCGUGUACUGAGCGAGAAAGGCAGGAUGAGAGGCUCAGCACUGUGAAAAGAGCAGCCGAGAAAAGCAUGGAAGCUGCUUAUUUUCCAUAUAUACCCUUAGCUGAGCUCUCACUACGAGCUGGUGGCUCACAAUUCCUCGAGGGGGGGCGGGGGGGUUGAACUUUGGUUGGGAUUUAGAACAUCUUGGGGAAAGCCCAGCAUUCAGCAAGCAGGGCUCACUGGAGAAUGGGGAAACUGACCAGUUCUCAGGGAGUUUGUCUGUUGUUUUCCCAGCUGACUUUGUCCUUUGAGCACGCGCCAGCAGGGACCAGCAUGGGCUACGGGUGGUGCUGGUGGAUGACAAUGGUCGCUGUUGCUGUACAAGUGAAGGCAUCUAGCGGGAUGACCUGUCACAGCCUGUCCUGGGAAACAGCAAUUGAUCUUGAGGGCUCCUCAGUUUUCCCCCUGCUGCUCUUGUGCUAAGGGAGGCAAAGAAAAUAUAUUGCAUCAGUCUGGCAAAAACUAAAGCAAAUACCUGGGAAACUAGCUGUCCCAGAGACGAACCCAAGUCAGCUGCCUCAGAAACGGCCUUUGAUUGAUGGCCAAAUGGCACUGUCCUGGUCUUGGGGUGGGCUAUGUAGGACAAGGAGUGGGCCUGGCUCUUGGAGAUGGGGUGCACAUACUGAAUGUACAGGGUGGGCCUGAUGUAAAGCCCAGUGGAAAGAAUCUCAUUGAUUUAACUGGCUUUGGAUGAGGUCCUAAAUCAGUUUCUGCUCCAUUGAAGUCAAUGGAAUGACUCCAGUAUAACAUCUUUGUGAGAGAGGAGUCAGGCUCUGACCGUGUUCCUUGUAGCCCAGUUAUGGGAGCAGAAGCACUUACAGUAGGAGGGAGAUUGACGUCAGUGGGAGCAAGAUCAGUGGCAAAGCUCACAGUCACAUGAAGAGGAGCAACCUUAGCCACCGUCAUCUCUGUCUGCAGAGCCAGGACGGAGCAGGAGGGGGCAUUGCUUCCCAGCCACCGUCCAUCGACAAGGGCUUCAGCAGGGCACAUUAUUGCAUUCCAGUCUUAGCAAUGGACGAGACCUGGCAUUAGCAUUGCAAGCUUGAUUUCCCACUGUGCUGCCCAUUUUUAGUGGUGCAAUUGUGUCCCUGCUCAGGUGUCCAGGUGCCAGUCGUUAAUCUGCCCCCAGCCAGGCAGCAAAGUUGGCCAUAACAAGUGCUGCUUGAGGGUGCACAGGGCUGAGGCUGUGUGCACAGAGCAGUAUGCAGACACCAGCGAAUAGGACUCAGCUAGAACAUUGGACCUGGUGCCGUUUCCAGGGCCAGGGCGUUUUCCCUCCCCGGUGCCUGCAGUUACAGUUCCUGGAGAGCUGCAGCCUGGCUUUCAGCAGCAGGUAGUGCAAUUCCACAGACAAACGUUCUGUGCACCCGGGGUGGGGGUUGUCUAAUAUGCAUGUUGGCCUGUUGGAGCCAUACCUGGGCCACAUGGAUCUGCAAAUGUCUCGUUUGUGUGCAAAGGCUGAAUUAAGCGUGUACAAAAUUAGGCCCUUUUUCUGUCCUUUUAAAUUAGCUGGGCCAGUUCCUCAGCUGGCGUAAAGCAGAGUAACUCCCUUGACUUGAAUGGAGCUGGCCACCCACCUACCCUGUGAGGGCUGGAUCCUGCAAAGUGCUGAGCACCCUGAGUCCCCGUCAGUCAGUGUGAGGGGCUGAAUGCCCUAAACCCUCAGAGUUAGGCUUUUUCAUGAGUUAAGCAAUGGUGGGGGGCGUCUGAUUUCUGUUUGUGUGAGCUGGGGCAAGCAACCUUGCUGUUCCUCAGAUUCCCCAUGAAUUGAACCAGGAUAACCAUCCUUCCCUACCUUAUAGGGAUGAAUUUAUUCCUGUUCCCAAAGGGCUCUGAGCUCCUUGGAUGGAAGGGAAAAGGGCUGAGCAACUACAAAUAUUUUUAAUAGAUUUCAGACCAACCUUACAUGUCAUUUUUCGGGCCAUCAUUUAACGAGACAAUGUUUAGGGGAACGGGAUCCGCACUUCGAAUGGGAUGAGCCCCAGGACCUGUUACAUCUCCUCCAUUACUAGGGGUGAAAUUCUGGUUCAAAUGAAGUUGAUGGCAAAACUCCCACUGAAUUCAGUGGGGCCAGGAGUUCCCCCUAUCAUUCUAAAGGGCCCCAAUUAGUCUUUGAGAAUGUUCACACCCCUAAUGUUAACCUGUGUUAGCAUCAGCUAGCAGUUCACAUUGUUGCCGUCUACCCAUUCAAUACAUACCUGAGAUUCCUACUGAUUCCUAACAAGUGCAAAACAGACCCUGAUAGCAGAUUUACGUGUUUUGCAGGCUUGAAACAUUCCCUAAAUAAAGAAUGAUCUAAUCAGAUCAAUAGUACACUUCCUGAAUGCUCCUUCAGGGUAUGUCUACACAGCAAAGAAAAACCCGCUGCUAGCCCGUGCCAGCUGACUCAGGCUUCAGGGUGGGAGCUCGGGCUGUGGGGCUGUUUCAUUGCUGUGUAGAAUUCCGGGCUUGGGGUGCAACCUGGGCUCUAGGACCCUGUGCGGGUCCCAGAAGUCUACACAGCAAUGAAACAGCCCCAUGGGUCCCAUGAGCCAGAGUUGGCUGGCACACCCACAGGUGUCUAAUUGCUGCGUAGAUAUACUCUAGGAGUGUCCCAGAGUAGGGAGGCCAACAAUCCAUGCAUUAAAAAGCCCCUAAAUACAUAUGUAUCCCAUGCACUGCAGCAUCCCAGAUCUUUGCAGUAAACAGGCAGGUGGUGUGUUUUAAGACCACCCUUAAUGUCCAUUGUCCACCAUUGAUGUGGGGGGAGGAUGAAGAUUCUGGGCCAAAACCUCAGCUAUUGUAAAUCAGUGUCACUCCACUGAAGUCGGAGCUAGACCAGCUGAGGAUCUGGCGAUGUUUAAGAGACAUUAAGGCUGUGAUAGGAAUCAGUCAGUGCAAAGGGAAAUCCAAGGAAAAGCUGAACCUUGAACACUCCACCGCCCCUUCCUUAACUGGCUUCUGUUUUCUAUGCAAAUUUGCCAGACGCUUUAACAAGCCAGACUCAGCAAAGUCACCGUUUCUGCAGGGUGAUUGUGUUGCAAAUUGUUCUUUGGUCUUUGUUCACCAUGUGUUGCCAUUACAAGAAGGUAGCUGAGGGCCCCCUUUUGAGGUUACUUACCCCCGUGAAUCCUGUAGGCAGAUGUUUUGCCAAAAUGCCAGCAAAUGCACAGUCCUGUUCCCUUCCUUUCCCUGAGUCCCCACCAAAACUGUUGGGUGGAAAACCGACUCAUUCUGCUGGACACACUGCCGAUUUUAGGGACCACAGAGCCACUUAAGGACAGGGGAGGGUGUUGUGCAGAGAGUUUCCACCUUACAGGCGGAAGGUGCCUGUUCCCACCCCUCUGGUUGUGUGUCAUUACCUUUCUUCCUGCAGAGAUGUCACCUUGGAUUGGGAUCUACUCGGAUCUCUUGAACUACGCACCUGUGAGCCCUCCAUUCCUUCGGUGGGAGAGCCACACCAAAUACCCGAGGUACGCUCAGAAGUUAGGCUGGUGAUUCAAGUAAGGGCGUUCUUCCCUUCCAGGUCAGCACGGAGCUAAUGCCCCAAUGAGCUGCCUGAGGUGCCUCUUGCUGGUGGGUUGCCAAGCAGAAGGUCCUGAUCCUUAACGACUCCAUUGAAGUCAGUAGGGCAGAUCUUUGGCUGAUGUGCAUCAGCAUAACUUCCUUGCCCCAGAGCCCCGGACUUACAUUAUCUGAAGAUUUGGCUCAAAUGAGUUACACUCGUCUAAGGGAGGAAGAAUGGGAUCCUUUAUUUCUUUAUGUGUUUUUUUUUUCCAUGAUUUUGCUUCUAUUGCUUUAAGACGUCACACCUGCGUUGCUUUGGCUCGUCUCCAGAGCAGCAGGUGUGUAAUGACUUCACAGCCGUACGGGAAAGGAUUAGAGAUUAAAACUGCGCACCUAGCUGUGCCCAGUUCUGCUUAGUCUCCACCAAUCUACUGACUGGCGAUCAACUGCAUCGCUGCAAACAGACAAGCAACCAAUAUCGUUGCUAGCAUAAAACUGUAGGAAAAUCACUAACGGUUUUCUGUUUGUGAAGUGCUUAUUAACGGAAAUAGGAACUGAAUCAUAUACUAUAUGCUGCUAAAUUAUACAGAGACAAAUGUACUUGGAUGUAAAUAAUGGCCUACUUCUGUAUAUAUGAUUAUUAAACAAAACAAAAAAAGAAAUUUCUGUGACUUCUAUGUGGGUGACUGUAAGAGCAGAAGUCAUUUUCAAGAGCUAAGUUCUGGACUACAGGCCUCAUCCUACAAGGUGCUCAGCAUCCUCAAACCCCCAUUGACUCCAAUAGGAAUGGAGGGUGUUCUCCAUCUCCCUGGAUUUGGCCCUUGCUCUCCUGUUUAUCUGCAUGUUCCUUCUACCCACUGAUAGUCCUGUGGGGAACCUGAGAUGUUGACGUCCUGUUGUUGCUUUGGUGCAUGCCUUCCACAAAGCCCACCUAGACAAGGCCAUUAAGCUCCCUCCAUUCUUCUUCAGAGACUUGGGUGCUCAGAAGAAAUGCCCUAAGAGGGACAGCCUUUGUAAGAUGCUCUGAGAUCUCCAUCUGAAAGGGGUUAGAAAAAUAUAAAGUGCUGCCUGAGAUAGACCUAUUUUGAAAGUGCUAUAGGAGAACAAAGAGAACAGCCUUUCCCCCCUGUCCCCUUGUGCCCCUCGCCUCAAAGGAGAGAACUUAUUAAAUGUCCCUCACAAAGAAUAAACUUCCUGGAGGUAGCGACGUCUCACCGAUUGAUGCGGGGCUCAAGGCCACGGUUUGGCACAAGGGGCAUGCUAGUGUGCUCUAUAGCAAUCAGGCUCAUGUGUGUGAACUACUGCCCACUGCUGGAUGGAAUUGGAACUGCAUUAUAGGACCUAUGCUGUUCGCACCCAGUGGCGAUAGGCCAUUAGCUCAAGUAGUGAGGAACCGAGCUGCUGGGGCAGGUUUCAGCAGCCAGGAUGUGCAGCACAGUGACAACAGUGAAGGCCUGGUUGGCCCCACAUUUGAUACAGUGCGAAGAAUUCUUCUGUUUUUACCCCUGUAGCCUAAGACACAAAAUCCACGCAUAUGACCACUUCUGCCCCACCAGGACAUUUGCCCCCAAGGCCCUUCUCCAAACACCAUGGAAGUUGCCCCAGCACAUUGCCUGGGACCACCGUGCAAGCACCCCUGAGAGAUGUCACACCUACGAGCCAUCACUCCAUUUUCCCUUCCCUUUGGAACUCCUAGCAACUGGCUUGGCAAGCCAGCUGGAGUCAGCCCCUGGCAGGGUGAGUCUCAGUGCCUGCUGUACAGGGGUCACAGAAAGGCCUGGAUCUUCCACUAUUAAGGAACUAUUGCCCUUCUUUUCUUAGGAACCACCUUCUGUUAGUAAUCAGCUGCCUUUGGCAGCUCCUUUGCCAUGAAAUUAUUAGCAGGAUCUGCCCUUGUCAUCCCCAUCUGUGUUUAGAGCUUGACCUAUGCUAGCUAUGGCCAAUUCAGGAUUGCCUCUCUGGGAGCUAUGCUUGUCACCUGUUUUCCAGCACAACUAUUGAUCCCCAUGAUUUCCCUGUCCAGUGUGCGCAGAUAUUUCUUGGAACAACUUGUGCUAGCCAAUAACAUGCUCCGAACUAGCUCCCAAGUAACGUAGUUCUCAUGCUCUGCCUAUAUUUGCCUAGCAUGCGCCAUUGUCACAUGGCUUGUCACUGCAUUAGCUGGGGGCUCAAACAGUGUUACAACUGCAGCCAGCUGGCUGCAACCGUGCUGGAAAACAGUUCCAAACCUAGCAGCAAGCCGCAGUGCAACACCUCAUACACACCACAGAGCAGCAAGUGCGGGAGGGAUCCCUUAGAACUUCAUUUGCCAGAUGUUACAUAUAUACACAGCCCCACACCCCCACAGGUUCCACAGAUCACUCUUGAUCUGAGUGGAAGAGGGAAACAAUGACAAUCAUGACUACUGCAGUGUGGGAACUAUUAGCAAAUGCCCGCUUGUUAAUGGAGACCUCUCUUAGCAAAUCAAAUGGAAUACAGGGCUCUGGAGCUAAGUUAGACACAGGGUGGCCUAUUGGAGACAUUGGGGAUAUGGCUCAAAUUGGUAGGUGAGUGUGUUCGUUUAGAUCAUAAAUCCUUGAAUAUAUAAUAAAAUCUGUAGCUUGGCCCAGUGUCAGGCAAGGCACCUGAAGAGCAAGGAUCAUACUUUUCUGGAUUUGAAUGGUUAUUUUCUCAGAAGAAAUCAAUCUUGGCUUUCCCUUACAAAGAUAUUUAAUUGUCGAGCAAGAUUUAACUGUAGCUGUUUCCUGCUCCAAAUGCUGUCAGGCAGAGCCAUCCAUUCUGAUGGGGCCUUUCUUUAGAUGCUCCUAAUGUCAGACAGUGUGUAUAAGAAGCCCACAUCUUUCUUCCGUUGGAGUCAGGACUAUGACAUUUGGAUGAGGGAUGGGCCCAAGCUACACAGUUUGACUCGAGAUUGGAGUUUCCCCGGAGUUUGUGUAAUACAUUGGCCCAAGCCCUGGUUCAGACUCCCUUCUUAGUAAGUGGGAGUCUUUCCAUUGCCUUCCCUGGGCUGUGAAUCAGAUUUCUGUGAAUCAGAAUCCCCUAGUAUGCACGAUCAUGUCUCGCUCUAGGGGCUGGCCCCUGCAACUAUAUCAGCUUUCUGCUUCUUGACAGGAGUCCUUUAACUCAGGCGGUAGGGCUUGUGUUUAGAGCAUUGAAGGUACCAGUUUGAUCCCCACUGGCAACCAUUGUGUCCAUACUUUUACAGCCAUAGUUUGCCAUAUUCAGAUCCAAACAGAGACCGGGGCAGCUCUGAAUUUUGGACUGGGAUCCAAACUUGGUCAGAAUCCAAGUAUGGGCAGGUUGGAUCCAGAGUAUCAUUUUGGGCCCACUCUUAGGAAGACACUGUAUUUCUCUAGUCUGUCGGCCUGGCACCUUGGUUCCUUUUGGAUGACUGGAGGAACAAAAUCACAUGGGCAAAUCUACCCCACUGAUGCAAAAUGCCACACCCUAGUAGUGUGCUGAGCAAACCAAAUGCCUAUGCAGUUUCUUACCAUGUGAUGACAGAGUCAGGUUCUGAGUUGGAACCUCUGAAGGGUGUUUUCAUUUGCACUUCCUCAGAUCUUCUCUAAGUCUGACAUUUGUUCUUCUAAAAGCUGUGAACUGGGAGCACCCAAGCAUGUGGGACCCUGACAGGUGACCUGCCAGGAGUGUGUCCAACCUGCCUUUACAUUUACAUUGGAUUUUUUAAAUCAAAACUAAAUUCUCCUGUCUUAUUUGCUUGUCUCUGUCUUGUGUCUGUUCCUUUACAGGAACAAAAAGAAAAGGAGUACUUGUGGCACCUUAGAGACUAAUUUGAAGUUGACAGAUUUCCUUUUCUUUUUGUGAAUACAGACUAACACGGCUGCUACUCUGAAACCUUUACAGGAACAGUGAGCCAGAUCCUCAGCUGCUGGCAGUCCACAUUGCUCUGUUGACUUCGGUGGAGAGAUGCCAAUUUAGGCCAGCUGAGGAUCUGGCCUAACAUGUUGUCUGGGAUCACCAGCAAUAAAAACCCGACAGCUGAACAGGUUGGAGCCUGACCCUGCCAGUGGUAGGGGUUGGGUUAGCCGCAGACGGCUUCUUUGGAAUCCACAUAGACUUGCAGGCAGCACUUGGGACGGCCCUACUGUAAAUGUAAGUCCUUAU
Molecule: messenger RNA, 11733 nt
Organism: Dermochelys coriacea (leatherback sea turtle)
Lineage: Eukaryota; Metazoa; Chordata; Testudines; Dermochelyidae
Gene: LZTS3
Product: leucine zipper tumor suppressor family member 3
Exons: 5
Coding region: 542-2533 (663 amino acids)
Biological process (GO): regulation of dendritic spine morphogenesis
Cellular component (GO): dendritic spine
Source: RefSeq, a predicted model, not a curated record